Molecule: messenger RNA, 4655 nt
Organism: Oryzias latipes (Japanese medaka)
Lineage: Eukaryota; Metazoa; Chordata; Actinopteri; Beloniformes; Adrianichthyidae
Molecular function (GO): protein binding
Source: RefSeq, a predicted model, not a curated record
CAUUAAUUACGUCAGAGCAGGCGAACACCUGUGUCGCGUUGACGCUCAGUAGGGAUGAAAUACACAGACGACGCUGCGGAUAUGAUUUGUGGGGACAAACUGUCCAAAAAUGAGCAGCUGAAAAGAUGAUCUGCUGAAGGCCUGCAGUGAUGAGCCGCUCCGCGUGAGUGACGGAACCCGGCCGCAGACAGUAGUUCAGAGGAUUGAUUUAAAACGCGCAUGAAACGUAAGUCAGCAGAACUCCGUUUUAAUCAGAGAGAUCGAGCUGUAGACUUAACGUGUUACAACAGAGGAUAAAGUUCAGCAAGUCAGCUUGUAGUUCCCUGUAUCCCUCUUACUCUUUAAAAAGUGGAUUUGGUAAAUAUAAAUUGUUAUUUAUACAAGUUUGUGUUGAACUAGGUAUGUGUGAAGUGAUGUGAUUUGUGUAACAAUCUUUUGCUGUGCAAUACCUAGGAUGCAUGAAAAGACAAAUUAAUCACUAUUGUCUCUCAUGCAGUUUAGAAUGGCACCACGCAUUAGCCCGCAGAAGGAUGCAAUGCAUCAUGUUAUCACAAAGACUGACAAAACAGGAAAACUAGAGGUGAAGUUCAUCAAUGCAGUUAAAGGGCGUGGUGUAUUUGCUACACAUCCAUUCAACAAAGGAGAUUUUAUUGUGGAAUACAGAGGUGACAUGAUAAAUGAAAAAGAAUGUGAAAGAAGAAAAAGAGUUUACCAUCAUUCCUGUGCAACUUUCAUGUUUGCCUUUAGAUGGAAGGAGAAAAUAUGGUGCAUUGAUGCCUCUAGAGAAGAUGGCUCUCUUGGACGGUUUGUUAACGAUGAGCACAGAUGCCCAAAUAGUAAAAUGAAAAAAAUUGAUGUGAAUGGAGUGCCACACCUUUGUCUAUUUGCCUUACACAACAUUCAAGAAGGAGAAGAAAUUACAUACGACUAUGGAGGCAAUGACUGCCCAUGGAGAACAAAGUCACCAACAGAUGGUCUUCACAUGGAUGCAGUGGAACAAGGCAACCCUGUAACACUGCCAGAGAUCCAGACAGAUGAUGCCAGUGGACUAUGCAGCUCUUUCCUUCAGUCACCAACAGAUGGUCUUCACAUGGAUGCAGUGGAACAAGGCAACCCUGUAACACUGCCAGAGAUCCAGACAGAUGAUGCCAGUGGACUAUGCAGCUCUUUCCUUCAGUCACCAACAGAUGGUCUUCACAUGGAUGCAGUGGAACAAGGCAACCCUGUAACACUGCCAGAGAUCCAGACAGAUGAUGCCAGUGGACUAUGCAGCUCUUUCCUUCAGUCACCAACAGAUGGUCUUCACAUGGAUGCAGUGGAACAAGGCAACCCUGUAACACUGCCAGAGAUCCAGACAGAUGAUGCCAGUGGACUAUGCAGCUCUUUCCUUCAGUCACCAACAGAUGGUCUUCACAUGGAUGCAGUGGAACAAGGCAACCCUGUAACACUGCCAGAGAUCCAGACAGAUGAUGCCAGUGGACUAUGCAGCUCUUUCCUUCAGUCACCAACAGAUGGUCUUCACAUGGAUGCAGUGGAACAAGGCAACCCUGUAACACUGCCAGAGAUCCAGACAGAUGAUGCCAGUGGACUAUGCAGCUCUUUCCUUCAGUCACCAACAGAUGGUCUUCACAUGGAUGCAGUGGAACAAGGCAACCCUGUAACACUGCCAGAGAUCCAGACAGAUGAUGCCAGUGGACUAUGCAGCUCUUUCCUUCAGUCACCAACAGAUGGUCUUCACAUGGAUGCAGUGGAACAAGGCAACCCUGUAACACUGCCAGAAAUCCAGACAGAUGAUGCCAGUGGACUAUGCAGCUCUUUCCUUCAGUCACCAAAGGAUCGUGUUCGCAUGAAUGCAGUAGAAGGCCAUCCUCUAACACUGCCAGUUCCCUGGACAGACAAAGCCAGUGAAUCGCACAUUACAUCUUCAUCUGAGCUUGUGAUGCACCCUGACGAUGAGAUUUUUGUCCCACGAUUAAGAAGAACUAAAAGUGUCAUUCUCCAAGACCUGAAUCUGGAGGACCCUGAUCAGCUUUAUGACUCCACUUCAAGUUCAGAUCUUUACAUUCCAGAUACAAGCUCAGAAAGUGAUGCUGACAGUGAUUGCAGCUUCAGAACACCGGGUCGGGAAAAACGUCCUAAGCUGGAUGACUUACCCAAUGUCAGUAAUCCUUUAAAUGAAGAGAUCUGCGACUCUACAACAUCCAUAAGUAAUUACCCACUUAGUGAUAUACCUGAUGACUUGGGAGCAGAAGAAGAACCCUCUUCAAGUAUGAAUGAUAAUGAUAUUGUUGUUACUGCUUGCCAAAAAAGAGGAGGAAAAAGGGUUUAUGACAAAAAGCAUUAUUGCUUAUAUUGUAAUAAGCCUUACGCUAAGAUGGCCAGGCAUCUUGAGCGUGCUCAUAUUAAUAAAUGUGACGUAGCUAAAGCUCUCAGCUUUCCAAAAGGCUCUAGAGAGAGGAAAAAGCAUUUGGAUUUCAUUCGCAACAAAGGAAACUUUGCACACAAUGCUGCUGUUAUGGAGGCUGGAAGCGGGAAACUGGUGGCAUCUAAACGACCAUCUGCAGAAAUUCAAGGUAAAGACUUUAUGCACUGCGCAUACUGUCAAGGACUUUACAAACGAAAUGUGUUAUGGAGACACGUGGGCACUUGUUCACUUAAACCGGGAACUGUCACCAAAAAGCCUGGCAAAAAUCGUGUUCAGGCUUUGUGUGCAUUCACUGGACCAGUCCCUUCACACAUUAGCAAACAUCUUUGGAAGGUAAUCAGUGCAAUGAAUCCUGACGAAAUCACAAACAUAAUAAAAAGUGAUACUGUCAUCAUAGAUUUAGGACAACAUCUGUUAAAUAAAGGCGGAACUUCUGCAAAGAGUCAGCAAUAUGUUCGAGAGAAGAUGCGAGAAAUGGGAAGACUUGUACAUCAAGCCAGAAAAGUCACAACUUUAAAAAAAAUGGAAGAUCUCAUCAACCCCAAGAAGUACCCUGAGACAGUGAAAGCUGUCAAGGCUACAUGCGGGUAUGAUGAUGAAGAAAACAAGUUCUCUGUCCCAUCACUAGCAAACAAGCUUGGAAAUACACUAGUUAAAGUCAGCAAGCUCUUAAAAGCUCAGGGUUUAAUUACCGAUGACAAAGAGCUUGUUAAGAAGGCUAGUGAGUUCCUGGAAGUCCAUCGAGAGAAGUGGAAUGAGAUGAUAUCAGCAACGGCAUUAAGAAACAUCAGGGAAGCAAAGUGGAAUGUUCCCACUCUCAUGCCAUUUACUGAAGACGUGCAAAAGUUGCACACACAUCUUGAUAAAGUCCAAGAAGAGUGGUUCAGCUUACUCUCUGCAAACCCUUCCACUAAGGCUUGGUCAGAACUGUCAAAGACUUGCUUGACACAGAUAAUUCUCUUUAAUCGGCGCAGAGAAGGAGAGGUGUCAAGCAUGCCUUUAUCAGCAUUUGAGAAGAGAGACCUUUCUGACUCCCAUGAAGAUGUGGACUGGGCACUUUCUGAAGUGGAAAAAAAGCUCUGCAGACAUUUUACAAGAAUUAUCAUCAGAGGAAAACGAGGCCGUCCUGUUCCGGUCCUACUUACCCCAAAGAUGUUGUGUGCACUGGAACUGUUAGUUAAGCAAAGAGAUGCUUCUGGGGUUCUGAAAGGGAACAUUUAUUUGUUUGCCAGACCAGAUGCCUUGACACAUUUCAGAGGUUCUGAUUGCCUUCGGAAUUUUUCUAAGAUAUGUGGUGCAAAAUGCCCAGAGUCACUGACAUCUACCAGACUGCGGAAGCAUGCUGCAACCCUUUCAACUGUGCUAAACAUGACUGAUACAGAGAUGGACCAGUUGGCUAACUUUCUGGGACAUGAUAUAAGAAUUCACCGGGAGUUCUACAGACUACCUGAAAAGACCCUGCAACUAGCCAAAGUCAGCAAAGUGUUGAUGGCUCUGGAGCAAGGAAGACUGGCUGAGUUUCAUGGAAAAAACUUGGACGAGAUUGGAAUUGACCCAGAUGAUGAAGUUCCCAUCACUGAAGAAGGACGCAUAAAUGAGGAAAAUGACUUGUUUGCUGUUGAUGAACCCACUACAGAAGGCUCAUUUGCAUCAAAUGACCGAAAUGAGCUACCAUCUAAAUCACCAGAGAGAUCGAAAGGACCCUCCAUGGAUGAGACUCCUUCAAGUUUCACUGCUCCAAAGUCUAAUCUGAAAGGUAAAUCUGACAAGAAGAGGAAGGAACCUUGGACAAAAAGCGAAGUUCAGGCUGUGGAAAGGCAGAUGAGUAUUUUCAUCAAAUCAUGUCGUGUACCAGCAAAGGCUGACUGCGAAAAGUGUUUGGCAGCUGAAGGGGAAGCCCUGAAGAAUCGGGACUGGCAACACCUCAAGUUCUAUGUUUACAAUCGUAUAACUGCAUACAAAAGGAAAAUUAAGUGUCUGUGAUAUGUUAUAAAUUUCUUUCUGUUGGGGAAGAAAAUGUUAGAUUGUUUAAAAUUAAGUUCAUAACUGCAUUGCAACUGGUUUGUUUAUUGCAGCUUGUUUCACUCACUGAAGAUGAGGGGAAAAAGUGUACAAAAUUCCCAUGUUUUGAUUGGCUAACUUGCCAUUAAACAUUUAAGCCUUUGUUGUCCAACUAAAUUGACUUGUAUGCCAACACAAGUACUUGUGAAGUAAAAACCAAAUAAGACUA